Messenger RNA from Oldenlandia corymbosa var. corymbosa, 852 nucleotides. Lineage: Eukaryota; Viridiplantae; Streptophyta; Magnoliopsida; Gentianales; Rubiaceae. The record is from the annotation of a GenBank genome assembly.
AUGACUCAAACCAUUCAAUACCGGCGUAUCCAUAUCAUUUUUCCAGUUGCAUUGGCAUCUCUCCUUGUUCUUGGAGCUGUACGCGUUGCGCUCGAUAGCCUAAAGAACAAUGAGUUACAUUUUCUCUGGCAAUUCAAUAAUGUUUCAGGAAACAGAAUGCGGCCGAGAAUCCUUCCCAUUGUUGUUUCUGAAGAUGAGAUCAUUCCAGAUGGAUGCAAUGUGUUUGAGGGAAAAUGGGUAUGGGAUAAUUCAAGUUAUCCGUUGUAUAGAGAAGAGAGUUGUCCUUACUUAGUAAAACAAGUGACCUGUUUAAAGAAUGGCAGGCCUGAUUCAUUCUAUCAAAACUGGAGGUGGCAGCCUAAUGAAUGCAAACUACCCAGGUUUGAUGCUUUGAAGUUGCUGGAGAUUCUGAGAAACAAAAGGCUAAUGUUUGUAGGAGACUCAAUACAGAGAGGAAUGUUUGAGUCAAUGGUCUGUUUAGUUCAUUCUAUCCGAUUUCAGGAGUUUAAUGCAUCGAUCGAGUACUACUGGGCACCUUUCCUUGUUGAAUCCAUUUCAGAUCAUGCAACAAAUCACACUGUACUAAAACGUAUGGUCAAACUUGAUUCGGUAGCUAAGCACAGCAAGGAAUGGGAAGGAGCUGAUAUUUUGGUGUUUGAGAGCUAUGUAUGGUGGAUGCACAAGCCUCAAAUCAACGCGACGUUUGGAUCUCCUGAUAAUGUAAGAGAAUACAAUGUAACCACUGCAUACAAACUGGCAAUGGAAACCUGGGCAAACUGGAUAGAAACCCGGAUCAACCCCCUCAAGCAAAAGGUCUUUUUCGCAACAAUGUCACCAACACAUUUGUGGUGA